Scophthalmus maximus (turbot) is the source of this 5381-nucleotide messenger RNA. Its product is annotated as unconventional myosin-VI. The record is from RefSeq and is a predicted model, not a curated record. Gene Ontology annotation, molecular function: actin filament binding; microfilament motor activity; ATP binding. The transcript is spliced from 34 exons. Gene Ontology annotation, cellular component: actin cytoskeleton; myosin complex; cytoplasm. Gene Ontology annotation, biological process: inner ear morphogenesis; endocytosis; actin filament organization. NCBI's taxonomy places the organism in Eukaryota, Metazoa, Chordata, Actinopteri, Pleuronectiformes, Scophthalmidae. The coding region runs from base 247 to 4161 and encodes 1304 amino acids.
GUCUGUCAUCCAGACAGCCCUGCUCCUCCGUCCCGGUCCCGUCCGGUCCCGUCCCGUCCUGCUCCUCCGUCCCGGUCCCGUCCCGUCCUGCUCCGCCGUCCCGGGACGGAAGAAAGAGAGAGAGCUGGACAUUACCGCCUCACUUCCCUCCGCAUGAGGGACAUACAAGUCCUCACACCGACCGCACAGUUCACUGUCUGAAGGAUUCGAGUCUUGUGUAGCUGACGUGCUGACUGGAGGUAAGCCAUGGAGGAUGGGAAGCCAGUGUGGGCGCCCCACCCCGCCGACGGGUUCCAGCUGGGCAUGAUCGUUGACAUAGGAGCCGACACGCUCACCAUAGAACCGCUGAACCAGAAGGGCAAGAUUCACCAAUUAGUUCACAUGCAGUUGGUUGUUGCCCGCCUUGAAUCCCAGGAGCGCCAUCACCACAUACACGGGUGCAUUUCUUCACGAGUGCAUGUCCAAACCUUUCUCGCUCCUAUGAGCCAAGUCUUCCCAGCAGAGGACGAUGUCAACAAACUCGUAGAUGACAACUGUUCCCUUAUGUACUUGAAUGAAGCCACACUUCUCAACAAUGUUAGAGUGCGCUACAAUAAAGAUCACAUUUAUACCUAUGUGGCUAAUAUCCUGAUAGCUGUGAAUCCUUACUAUGACAUCCCCAAACUGUACGGCCCAGACACCAUCAAGUCGUACCAGGGGAAGUCACUGGGCACGCUGCCACCUCACGUCUAUGCUAUAGCCGACAAAGCCUACAGGGACAUGAAGGUUCUCAAGAUGAGCCAGUCCAUCAUAGUUUCUGGUGAAUCUGGUGCUGGAAAGACUGAAAACACCAAGUUUGUUCUCAGAUAUCUCACUACAACAUAUGGAAGCGGUCAGGAUAUUGACGAGAGAAUCGUUGAAGCAAAUCCUCUUCUUGAGGCCUUUGGCAACGCAAAAACCGUACGGAAUAAUAACAGCAGCCGUUUUGGGAAGUUUGUGGAAAUCCACUUCAAUGACAAGAAUGCAGUUGUGGGUGGAUUUGUGUCCCAUUACUUGCUGGAGAAGUCAAGGAUUUGCAUGCAAAGCAACGAUGAGAGGAACUACCACAUCUUCUACAGGCUGUGUGCCGGCGCAUCCGAGGACAUCAAGAAGAAACUGCACCUGGACUCUCCAGACAGCUUCAGGUACCUGAACCGAGGAUGCACCCGAUACUUUGCCAGUAAGGACUCCGAUAAACAAAUCAUGCAGAAUCGCAAGAGUCCUGAGCAUCUAAAGGUGGGUGCUCUGAAGGACCCUCUUCUCGACGACCAGGGCGACUUUAACAGGAUGUGUGUGGCCAUGAAGAAAAUUGGUCUGGAUGACACUGAGAAGCUGGACCUGUUCAGGGUGGUCGCUGGUGUUCUGCAUCUGGGCAACAUUGACUUCGAAGAGACAGGGAGCUCCUCGGGUGGCUGCGUCCUAAAAAAUCAGUCGGGACAGACUCUGGAGCACUGCGCUGAUGUGCUCGGCCUGGACCAGGACGAUCUGCGUGUCAGCCUCACAACGAGAGUCAUGCUCACGACAGCAGGGGGCGCCAAAGGAACAGUCAUCAAGGUGCCUCUAAAGGUGGAACAAGCGAACAACGCCCGCGAUGCCCUGGCCAAGGCGGUGUACAGCCGGCUCUUCGAUCACGUGGUCAAACGAGUCAACCAGUGUUUCCCCUUCAAGACUUCCUCCAACUUCAUCGGGGUGCUGGACAUCGCCGGGUUCGAGUAUUUCGAGCAUAACAGCUUUGAGCAGUUCUGUAUCAACUACUGCAACGAGAAACUGCAGCAGUUCUUCAACGAGCGUAUUCUCAAAGAGGAGCAAGAGCUGUAUCAAAGGGAAGGUCUGGGGGUGAACGAAGUCCAUUAUGUUGACAAUCAGGACUGCAUAGACCUAGUGGAAGCGAAGCUGGUGGGAAUCCUGGAUAUUCUGGAUGAAGAGAACCGACUUCCUCAGCCCAGCGACCAACACUUUGCACUGGCUGUUCACAGCAAACAUAAAGACCACUUCAGGCUGACGGUUCCCAGAAAGUCGAAGCUGACAAUUCACAGGAACCUGCGGGAUGACGAGGGCUUCAUCGUCCGGCACUUUGCUGGAGCAGUCUGCUAUGAAACGACUCGGUUUGUGGAGAAGAAUAACGAUGCCCUCCACAUGUCCCUGGAGAGCUUAGUGUGUGAAUCGAAAGACAGAUUUGUUCGGGAGCUGUUUGAGAACUCCAACACCACCAAGGACUCAAAACACAAGGCGGGCAAACUCGGCUUCAUCAGCGUCGGCAACAAGUUCAAGACUCAACUGAACCUGCUGCUCGAGAAGCUUCGCGGCACGGGCUCGAGUUUCAUCCGCUGUGUAAAACCCAACCUGAAGAUGGUCGGCCACCAGUUUGAAGGAGCUCUGAUUCUCUCGCAGCUGCAGUGCUCAGGAAUGGUGUCAGUGUUGGACUUGAUGCAGGGGGGUUUCCCUUCCAGAGCCCCCUUCCACGAACUCUACAACAUGUAUAAACAGUACAUGCCAGAUAAACUUACACGACUGAAUCCACGACUCUUCUGCAAGGCGUUGUUCAAAGCUCUGGGACUGAAUGACAAUGACUUCAAGUUUGGACUGACCAGAGUGUUCUUCCGCCCUGGAAAGUUUGCGGAGUUCGACCAGAUCAUGAAGUCCGAUCCAGACCAUCUCGCAGAGCUGCUGCAGAAAGUCAACAAGUGGCUGAUGUGUAGCUGCUGGAAGAAAAUCCAGUGGUGCUGCCUGUCCGUCAUCAAACUGAGGAACAAGAUGAGUUACAGAGCAUUGGCUUGCAUUAAGAUUCAGAAGACUGUCCGCAUGUGGUUGUGUAAGAAGAAGCAUAAGCCACGCAUUGAUGGUAUGGUAAAGGUUCGAAAUCUUAAGAAACACAUGGAGCGGUUCAACGAGGUGGUAAACGUGCUGAAGGAGGGCAAACAGGAGAUGGCCAAACAGGUCCAGGAGUUGGCCACCUCCAUCGACGCUCUGUUAGCCAAGAUAAAGACCACAAUGAUGACUCGGAAAGAGAUUGACACGGAGUACCAGGGGCUGGUGAAACGCUCGGAGCAGCUGCUCUCCUCCAUGCAAAAGAAGAAGCAAGAGGAGGAGGAGGGUGAGAGGCUGAAGCACAUCGAGGAGGAGAUGGAGAAAGAGAGGAAGAGUAGGGAGAAGGAAGAGCAACGACGCAAACAGGAGGAAGAGGACAGGAGACUGAAAGCAGAUAUGGAGCUGAAGAGGAAGCAGGAGGAAGUGGAUAGAAAAAAGAGAGAGGAAGAAGAGAAAGUUAUACAGGCAGAGUUGGAAGUCCAGCUGGCCCUGGAGCGCGAGGAGCAGGUCCAACGCACUGCCAUAGUGGAGCAGGAGAGAAGAGACAGGGAGUUGGCCAUGAGAAUCGCCCAGAGUGAUGCGGAGCUGAUCACCGAGGAGGGCCAGAUGGACGCAGGCCUGCGCAGCGAUGAGUCUUUUUCAGAUCUUCCCAUCUCCUCAUCCUCAGCCAGAGCCAUGGGUCCCCAGGUGCAGGCGACAAAGGCUGCCGCUGGCGUGAAAAAGUAUGAUCUCAGCAAGUGGAAGUAUGCUGAGCUGCGAGAUGUCAUCAACACCUCCUGUGACAUCGAGCUGCUGGCGGCCUGCAGAGAGGAGUUCCACCGCCGUCUGAAGGUGUAUCACGCCUGGAAGUCCAAGAACAAGAAACGCGACGAUGACGGAAGGGAUCAGAGGGCUCCUAAAUCCGUCACCGACUAUGCUGAGCAGAACCCUGCUCCCCCGAUGACGGCCCAGCAUCAGGAAGUGGCCAUGAACCGGCAGCAGCGCUACUUCAGGAUUCCUUUCAUCCGGCCCGCUGACCAGUACAAGGACCCGCAGAAUAAAAAGAAGGGCUGGUGGUACGCCCACUUUGAUGGGCCCUGGAUAGCCAGACAGAUGGAGCUUCACCCAGACAAACGGCCCAUUGUGUUGGUCGCAGGCAAAGACGACAUGGAGAUGUGCGAGCUGAGUCUGGAGGAGACGGGCCUGACCAGGAAGAGAGGGGCGGAGAUCCUGCCAAGGCAGUUUGAAGAAAUCUGGGAACGCUGUGAUGGAAUUCAGUACCUCAAGAAAGCCAUUGAGAACAAGCAUGCCCGGCCAACAUAUGCUACCGCCAUGCUCCAGAGUCUCCUCAAGUGAACCACAGCGCACAAGAUAAGCACACAGCCACCAGUUUGGUCCUGAAGCAUGUCACUGAUUUACACACACACACACACACACACACAUACACACACACACACACACACACACACACACACACACACACACACAAACAUGCACAUCAAGAGGGCAGCACAGUGCACUGGUGGUUCGUGGGAUGAAAAGGAGUUAGACAGAAAGAUGCUGAAUCAUCUCCUUUUUAAAAGCCUGGAUGUUGUUUAUUUGUAUUUUUUUUAUAUCUUUACUUUGCAGUGGAACACUACUUAUCGUUGUGUAGCGUAAGCGUUUCCUCUUCUUCUCAGUCUACGCUUGAAACUAAUAUCCAACUGUGAGGCCUUAAAAUGUGAUGCACAACACCAAGGAAGUCUUGACUGGUGUUGUGCCUGUCUACUUUAGCUAUAAACCGGAAACCUUAAUGGACUGCAAUGGGGACAAACAAAUAGACAUUUGAAAAACUGUGUAAAGACUAAAUAUGAAUUAUCAUUGUCUAUAAAUACAUCUGUUUCACUAGAAACAAUUAACACAUUUUCCACACUCUGGUAUUUUCUUUCUCGGUUUUGCAUAGUCUACUGAAACAUGACACUCGUGGAUGAAAAGUCAUACUAUUAAGAGACAGAUUGUUUUUAUGAAAGAUACGUAUAUAAUCUUAUACUGUAUUUUAUGAGUGAAAUAUAAAAGAUUAUAAUAUUAUAUUUUAUCCUCUAUCUAUAACAAAUUUGACCUCAUCCGAUGGAAGAAAAAUAAUGUGGUGGCUAAUUCUUAAAUCUUUUUUUUUCCGAUGUAUUUUGUUUUCCUUCCAGAAAGACUUUUUAAGAGAAAAAAUAAUUGUAGUGUUGUCACUUUUUUUGUAUUGUUGUUUAUUUGAUAUGCAAGAAGGGAAGUGUAGACGUUUGUUUGCAGUUCACUUGGACUCGGGGUUGUUUUACAGACAAUACUGUAAUUUGUGUGUGUGUGCAUGUGUGUUGUGUGUUCAUGUAAUGUUUUAAUAAGAUGAUUACUUGAUUCCUCUGUUGGUUGGGUCACGAACCUUCCAAACAUUUCAUUGGACAAUCGAACACCACCUUCGUUUUGACUCACACUCUUAUUCUGAAGAGACACAGUCGACCCUUCUGCAACUGACGAUUCACUUUCAUAUGUUCCCUCUUUGUACUUCAGCCUUUGCAAUAGAUUACUGUAGAAAAUAAAUGAACUGUAUGCUC